CCAGGGAGAAGGGCCGCGUGGCGGGAGGUGGACCCAGCGCUAUAAAGCCUGUGUGCCCCAGAACUGGGAGGACGCGUGCCUGAGCCGGAGUGGGGUCUGCGAAACCAUGGACACCCGGUUCCUGCUGCCCCUUUGUCUCGUCCUGCUGCUGCUGGGAUGUGAAGUCCAGGGCAACCCUCUGGCCCAGCAAGACGAGCCCGCCAGCCCACACCUGCUGGCCCAGGUGCAGGAGACCCUCUUCAGCUACUGGGACAACGCCAAGGCAGCGGCACAGGGCCUGUACGAGAGGACGGGCUUGCCCACUGUAGACGAGCAGAUCAGGGACAUGUACAGCAGAAGCUCAGCAGCCAUCAGCACUUACACAGGCAUCUUUACUGACCAAAUCAUGACAAUCCUUGCGGGAGACCAGUGACACCCAGGCAACGGGGGGGGGGCAGAGGGGAGAGCCCAAGUCGCCUGGCUACCCAGGGUGGGGCCGAGCUUGUGCAUCGCCGUUCUCAGCUUUCUGCCUCCAACUCUGGCCUGGAUCUUAUCAAUAAAUGAACAAUGAAUAAAUUUUUAGAAAUAA
This is a messenger RNA of Fukomys damarensis (Damara mole-rat), 568 nucleotides long. RefSeq names its product apolipoprotein C2 (gene Apoc2). Gene Ontology annotation, biological process: lipid metabolic process; positive regulation of phospholipid catabolic process; positive regulation of lipoprotein lipase activity. NCBI's taxonomy places the organism in Eukaryota, Metazoa, Chordata, Mammalia, Rodentia, Bathyergidae. The record is from RefSeq and is a predicted model, not a curated record. The transcript is spliced from 4 exons. Gene Ontology annotation, molecular function: phospholipase activator activity; lipid binding; lipoprotein lipase activator activity. Gene Ontology annotation, cellular component: intermediate-density lipoprotein particle; chylomicron; very-low-density lipoprotein particle. The coding region runs from base 107 to 412 and encodes 101 amino acids.